AUCUCAUGAUCUCACUCUCACCAUUUUGUCUCUCUCUCGAUCGCUUUGGUCGCUUUGGUGUCUUUCGUGCUAUCAAACGCUCUCGCUUUCUCGGCCGAUCUCUCCCUCUUCCGAUCGUUUUUUCUCUCGUUCAUUUCCGCUUGCAAUCUCUCUUUCUCUCUUUCGAUCGUUUCCGCGUUCGGUCUCCCUUUCUUCGUUGUUAUCGCCCUCUCGCAAUUGCUUUUUCCCUCGAUCGUUCCGGGUGGCCAUCGCACCCUCUUGAUCAUUCUUGCUCGCUCACUCUCUUUCUCUAUCGACAAUGUCGGGAAAGGAAGGGCCUAGUGAGGGAACGCCGUCAGAAAACCUGGAAGUAGCCAGAAUGUCUAGGACGGAACUCUACCAUAUAAUGGCUGAAAUGAAGGCGCUGACCGACCAGAACCCUCAACAAGUACGCCAGAUUUUAGCUCAAAACCCGGCUCUGGCCCGGUCCCUGUUCCAGGCCCAAAUCAUGCUUGGGAUGCUGCACCCACCGGACGAGCCUCAUCAACAAUUCCAUGAGGCUCAGCCAUCACAGCCCAUGCCGCAGCCCCAUCAACACUUGCAGCCCAUGCAGCCUACGCCUCCACAGCCCCACACUGAGCCAGAGCCUAAGAAACCAAAUGCUAAACCGUGGUAGACCUUGUCUACAGAAACCUCCAAGAUAUUGUUUUAUCUUGGUCUUAAGGAUGUCAUAUGUUUAAUUACCCUCUUCUUUGUGACCCUCUUUACCUUCACUCUACUUAAUUCAGUACUUGCGAUGCGAAUGAUGCAGUGAAUAAAGUAGAAGCUGAUCUAGGUUUUUCAA
Vitis vinifera (wine grape) is the source of this 823-nucleotide messenger RNA. RefSeq lists its product as uncharacterized. The transcript has 4 exons. Lineage: Eukaryota; Viridiplantae; Streptophyta; Magnoliopsida; Vitales; Vitaceae. The coding region runs from base 299 to 655 and encodes 118 amino acids. The record is from RefSeq and is a predicted model, not a curated record.